CAAUGCCUCCACUUCGCCUUCGCUUGUAAUAACGCUGGUACUUACCGCUGUACAGGGGCUAAAUCAACUGACAGUGGACGCUUGGCAAGGGGGAGCGACUCGUUUGGGAAAAAGGGAAGCGAUGCCGAAAAAGGGGGACUGAAAGAGAGAGAGAGAGGACAGGGGAGAGGGUUAAAAAAAAAUACGUGUGGUCUUUAUUUGAAUCCAAAACGGUAGCAGACUUAAAAACGUCGGUGCAAUUGUUACGGAGAUAAACACGACGCUUCAUUACUGACUUCUCUCACACACACGUGAAUUGUCUUCUUGCCGUCUGAGCUGUUUCUCUGGUGGUGUUGUAAUGUUGUUGUUUUAAAGUGGAUUAGUUUCAGAGACACAAACUGUGAUUCUAUUGCUUUCGCGGAUCAUUGGAUAGCAUUCACAAUUCACUGGGAAUAUAGAUCUAGACUAGAUCCAGUAGAAACUGAACAGAUAAUUGAAUAGAACGCGGAAUACAAGUCUCUUCUCUCAGCUGAUCACAAGUGAUUUAACUUCCAGUUCUAGGAUUGAGAAGUUUGGAUCACAUUCAAGUCCGAUGCUGACGCAAUUGAACAGGUUCAAUUUAUCGGACUUGUCUCAAUUCAAUGAUUGUGAGGUUUUAGCAUAAAAUGUUAGCGGAGCCUGGCCACAAACAAUGCUUGCCUUGAAUAGGAUUAUACUUCUGUUGCCUGGAUGGAUUACUGUAGGAGUCACGCUGACUUUGGUGGCGUUUAGCUCAGGAAGCUGUCCCCAUGAUGUCAAGGGAACCGCCCACGAGUGUUUCACGGCGUACAGUUUUCAACUGACGAACAUGGUGAAUAGCGCCAACAAGCUUUGCUGUGGUAUGGACGUCGAGACAUUGAGAGCUUUUUGCGACUCUUACCGCAUGGCUGUCUCCUGCAUUCACCAUUUGAGAAGCACCUGUCACAGAGCCAGACACCUGGACAUAGACUCGGCCUCAGUUCACUUUGAGGACACCCGGCACGUGCUUCAUGAGCUCUGCUCGGACGACAGUUUAUUCGAAAACUAUGCAAUGCACCAAACCUGUCUGACUAAAGCCGGCCCUGUUUCCGAGCAAUGCUUCAACACACAUUUAGGACAUUUGGUUCACAGCAACCAAAAUUUCCGUUUCCUGACCAAAAUCAGUAACCAUCGACGGAAAGAACAAGUUUGUGUUGAUAUGUACAAUACAAUCACAUGUGUGAAGAGAAAUAUCAACAACACAUGUGGUCACCACGCGGCCAAACUGGCCAUCACGCUGGUCAAGCCUAUGGUCAGUGUUGGCGCUGAAUGCAACUAUACUGUGAUAGAGUCGCAGCAAAAGCAGACAACCAAAAAACCACACCACAGCCACAAUGCUCUCAUCAGCGACAAGCACACCAGCAGUCCAAAGGGCAAAGGCAACAGAGAUGCUGACAAUGCUGAGAACAAAACAAAUAGCUACCGCCCAAGUGUAAGUCUUGUUGCUGCCCUGAUACUGACAGCCUCACUUCAUCGACUGUUGCCCUUAUAGUACCAAAGAGUACUUUAUAUUAUUGCAAAAACUGGAUGCAUAUUUGUUUCAUAAAUAAAUAUUUGUGUAUUAUGUUUUUAUUUUACUAUAGAAAUUGUAAAACAUUUCAAUUCUAGGCCUACAAAUGUUUUAUUAAAAUAUCUAAUGGUAAAAAUUUCAUAAUAAAAAAAAAAUGUUUUCUUUUUUUCAAAUUUGACUAUUUUUUUAUUUGUUUAUUUUAUCAUAAAAAGAUUUUAUUUGUAAUUAAUAUGUAAAACAUUUGCCCGGAUGAUGUUAUAUAUGAUUGUAUAUAAUUAUACUAUUUUUUGGUUUUUAUUUUACUAUAGUAAAUAAUCAAACUGUAAUAAAAAUCUGUUGAAAGUGUCAUUUUAAACUGAAAUAUUUAUUUAAAAUAAUUGAUUAGUUCUAAAAUGAUAUUGCCAAAUGUACCUUCAUUGCAGAAAAAAAAAUGUCUUUUUUUUUUUUUUUUUUUUUUUUUUUUUUAAUGCUGAAAUAAAAAUGGACAUUUGAUAUCUUGUUUUAUUUAUGGACAAUUUAAUACAACUGAAUAUACUAAAAUAUUCAAAAAAUAGUUUCCUUGAAGUUUUUAAAAGCAUAUAAAUAUCACAUAUGAAUUUAAUUUUUUUUUUAUUUUAUUUUACAGAAAUUCAAUUUUUUUUAAAGAGAAAAUUAUACAAUUUAGUGUAUACAUUUUGUGUUUGUGAUUUGUCUUCCAUGUUUAUAGUAAUGUAUACUCCUUAGGCUAUCACCAUCUGGCAAUAUCUUAUUCACCUUGCAAUAGAAAAGUUUUAAAAAAUAUUUCCACAACUUUGUUGACCUAAAAAUACACUUUGAAAAUCUUGGUCAUACAGGGACUUGAUAGAGACUUCACGCUUUUGAAACAAAUGACGGAAACAUGUAAAGCUUGACCCUUAUGUCACCAAGAAAGAUCUGUAUAGAAAAGUUAGCAAGAGUAGUUUCCACAGAGAAAACUUGAGCAAAUCCAUCUAAUUUUUAAUAAUAUGUUUUGAAAUCUUUUUAAUCAUAUCUAUAUAUAAUAGUCCCACUUUACCUCAAAAUCCCAAACUUAAAAAUCCCAGUCAUCAUCAGAAAUCAAACCCCGGAUUCGCGGUUCAGAAGCCAAGCACUUUACCACUCAGCCACCGCGCCUCCAUAUAUAUAUAUAAAUAAGUGUGUGUGUGUGCUGGUAAUUGAAAUAGAAAACAAGAAAAUUUUAAUAAUUUUGCUUUAUACCACUUUUUAAAAUUUCACAGGUUUUAUAAUAUUAUAUUAUAGUUAUAUUAUUAUUUAUUAUAGUUGUUACAGUGAAUCAUUGAUAGUGUUAUAGGAAAAUUUCCAUUGCACUGGUAUUAUUCUGUGCUGUUCAUGUGGAUAACUAGAUAACAUUGCUGUAUAAUAAAGCCUGCUGUAUAUGAAUAAACAUUUGCAAAUAUGUUUCUGUUCUACGAGAAUAUAGGCUGAUAGAUGAUGUAUUUAUUUCUUGUAUGUUGAUUCUUUUAUUACAAAAUAAAUACAUUAUGAUUUUAACUUUUUUAUCAAUUGGCCCUAAUAAUUAUUGACAUUUUUAUUUUUUUUAUACAAAGAUGAAUAACAAUCGUUUGUAUGAGUGCAAGUGGGAUGAGAGGAAAUAAUGGAGCCUUGUUAAGUUGAUAUUAAUGUGUGAAUAGUUGUUAUUUUGGUUUAACUUGUUUGUUAAUUGUGACAAAAUGUUGAUGGUUAAAAAGGUUAUAAGAACUAAGGGUAAAAAGAGCCCAUAAGGUUCAAAAUCUUGUGAGCUCUUUGGUCUAGGAAUUUUUUUAAAAAGUUGUUUGUUCAUUAGAUUUAUUUGUGUAUUCAAGGGUGUGUUCUUCUUGUGUGUUAAUGGGCAGUGCCAAUGAUAAGCACAUAACUGUUUGUGCUACCUAGUUAUAGGUAUAAUCCCCAAAAAUUAAAAUGAUAUUAUAAGAAUUUUGUUAUUAGCAUUGGUUACCUUAGUCGCAGAUGAAUGUUUUCUCAUUUUCUUUGCAAAAUUUUGUUACAGCCUUCUAAUACCUUGUUUAACACAAGAGACACCUAGUGCGCUUAAUAAAUAAUAGAAAAAGUCCUCCUUUUGGACUAUGCGGUCAAUGGGGCAGAUGAUGUAAAGGUCAUCUGUUCAUGUGGCCAAUGGUUAACAAGGCUGUCAUGUGGCCAGCACAACGACCAUCUGCCUUUACUUUUCCCCAACUAAUGUCAUGUAUUCAUUAGAAAUAAGUGUUCUCAGAGCUGUCUUAAGAUCCUGAAAUUAAUGUCUUCACCAGGAUUCGAACCCGGGAAGCACUUUAUCACUCAGCCUCUUUGAUAAAUAAUACCACACUAUAGACAAAAAAGUAGGUAAACCAAGAAAUACGACACACCUAUAACGAUGUCUAUUUGUUUAGAUAGCAUCAUACUAUGUGCUUAAUGUCACCCACCAGGGAAAAUUUCCUCCUCAGAACUACCUGAUUCAGAUUCAGAUGUCCUUAAGGUCCGAGAACUUCCGGUUCCCUUUUAUGGACCUCUGACCAAGGAAAGGCUUUUAUCCAUGGCCAGGAUGAGACAUUGGCUCUUCACCUAUCUUACAGCGCCCCUGCUCCUUCCUUGACUUCGUCUGUCUACAAAGUGUGGUCUAGAUCCUGGUGUAUGCUUUGUAGUUUCAGUAAGAGUGUCUUUAUUCUAGUGUAAUAUUUAUGCUUAGGAUCUGUACAAGUUCAACUAGUCGGCAAAUGUUACUCUCUGUGUUUGAUAGGUCCACAUUUUAAGUAGACAUGUAGGCCUACUGCUGCCAUGACGUCCUUCUGUCUAUUCCAUUUUGAAAGAAGUUGUUGCAAACGUCCUAUCCUAGUGUGUCCUGUUUAUUAUUUUCUGUUUGAUUUGAUGGUGAGAGAAAUAAAACUAUUUUACACAUA
Molecule: messenger RNA, 4434 nt
Organism: Biomphalaria glabrata
Lineage: Eukaryota; Metazoa; Mollusca; Gastropoda; Planorbidae
Exons: 7
Coding region: 671-1528 (285 amino acids)
Source: RefSeq, a predicted model, not a curated record